Dacryopinax primogenitus is the source of this 2811-nucleotide messenger RNA. Its product is annotated as glycoside hydrolase. The transcript is spliced from 3 exons. NCBI's taxonomy places the organism in Eukaryota, Fungi, Basidiomycota, Dacrymycetes, Dacrymycetales, Dacrymycetaceae. The record is from RefSeq and is a predicted model, not a curated record. Gene Ontology annotation, biological process: ergosteryl 3-beta-D-glucoside catabolic process. Gene Ontology annotation, molecular function: steryl-beta-glucosidase activity. The coding region runs from base 1 to 2811 and encodes 936 amino acids.
AUGCCCCAACCACCAUCGCAUUCCCCCGCCACGGGAGCUCCCUGCCCACCCCAUCUUCUCCAUACCGUCGGCGGCCACUUCGUUGACUCUAGCGGUCGAACCCUCCUCCUUCGGGGCGUCAACCUCUCCGGAGGCUGCAAGCACCCACCCUCACAACCAUCAUGGAAACGGGAUGGGUUCUUCGAGCUCGCCGAACAGGGAGGAGAGAGCUUUGUUGGCAAACCCCUGAACUUGGAGGAUGGAAGUGCUGAUGUCCAUCUGGCGAGGCUCAAGGGUUGGGGGUUCUCGGUCAUCAGGUAUGUCAUCACCUGGGAAGCACUGGAGCAUGAGGGACCGGGGAAGUAUGACUACGAGUUCAUGGAUUAUACCGUUAGAGUUCUGAGGAAGAUCAAGGAGUUUGGGUUCAAGGUCUACAUGGACCCGCAUCAGGAUAUCUGGUCCCGUUUCUCUGGUGGUUCCGGUGCCCCCAUAUGGACGCUACAUGCCUGCGGUCUCCAACCACGACAUUUCAGCGCGACACACGCUACGCUGCUGCACUGCGAACAUCCCUCCACAAAAGAACGCGAUCCUCAGAGCUUCCCCGCGAUGAUUUGGAGCACCAACUACCAGCGACUCUGCGCCCAACACCUCUUCGCGCUCUUCUUUGGCGGGCGGGACUUUGUCCCCAAGUGCGUUAUCGACGAUCUCAAUAUCCAAGAUUGGCUGCAGGGGCAUUUUCUCACGGCUGUGUCCAAGCUCGCCGAGAAGAUUCGCGAUGCGGGCGAUCUACUCGACAUUUGCGUCAUUGGUUGGGACCCCAUGAACGAGCCCUCAGAGGGCUUCAUAGGUCACCCGGACCUGCGCGAGGUACCCAAGGAACAGACUCUCCGUAAAGGUACAUGUCCGAGCGCGAUGCAGUCCCUCCGUCUUGGUAUGGGGGACAAGGUCGAGGUCGACUACUACGAGUUCGGGAGCAUGGGACCCCGCAAGAGUGGCACAGUCGUCAUUGAUCCUAGUGGACGGAACUGCUGGCUAUCUCCAGACGACGAGCCUGGUGGGCACAGUCGCUGGGGGUGGCACAGGGCUGAAGCGUGGAAGCUCGGCAUCUGCCCUUGGGCGCUGCACGGCGUCUGGGAUCCCAGCAGCGGGAUAUGUCUUCGGCCAGACUACUUCGCGCACCCACCUGACAGACCAGAGAAAGAAGUCGUUUUCGUCCGUGAUUACUGGCUCCCACACUAUCAAGAGUACACACGCCGCAUACGCGCCAUCCACCCGGAAUCGAUCAUGUUCCUCCAGCCGCCAGUGUUUGUCCGCCCUCCCCGAAUUCCGCAGGAAGUCCUCAAAGGCCGCGCGUGCUAUUCCCCACACUAUUACGACGGGCUUACGCUCAUGACGCGCCAUUGGAACUGGUUCAAUGCUGAUGCCCUUGGCCUUUUGCGGGGGAAGUACGCUAGCUACCUCCAGGCAGUCAAGAUUGGGGAGGGGAUGAUUCGCCGGUCCCUAAGAGAGCAGCUCGCUGUCUUCAGGGAGGACGUCAAGCUCACCAUGGGAGAGGAGUACCCCGUUCUCAUCGGGGAGAUCGGCACUCCAUUCGAUAUGGACAAUCGCCGUGCCUACGGAUACACCGACAAUGGACGAUAUAAGGGGGACUACUCGUCUCAGCAGCGCGCCCUCGACGCGAGCCUCAACGCCGCCGACGGGGGAAACAUGCUCGACUACACUAUCUGGACCUACGUCACAGACCAUAGUCACGAGUGGGGCGACGGAUGGAAUAUGGAGGACUUGAGUUUGUACAGCGCUGAUGACCUGCGUGAAGGGGCGUGGGGUAACGACCACGCCUCUGGGAUCUCAAGCGCCAGCAGCUCCGUCACUAACCUCACGGCUGUGCAGCCUGGUCCGACUACCCCACUGCUUGCUAGACAGCUACCGCUGGACCCGAACAUGUCCACCCUCAGCCUGGCGCUCCAUAACUCGCCUUACCUCGGCUCUGUCCCCGCGGCUGACUACGCGACCGGAAACCUCUAUCGCUUCCUCACCAAUGGAGCGAGGGCGCCAAGAGCAUUCGCACGGCCCUACCCGGUUGCAACAAUCGGCACACCAAAGGACAUCGAAUUCGAUGUUGCGCGCGCGGAUUUCAGGUUGACGGUAGUGGUUCGACCAGAAGAUGCACCGCCGAAGCGGAUGCCAGACGCCGACAGGGAGGACGAUGAUGACGAGGAAGUGGCAACGGAGGUAUACAUCCCCCUGGUGCAUUAUGCGAGCGACACACUCCUCCGACGCGGAGAGAAAAGGUCAAGGAACGGGAAUGGUAUCCCGCGAAUGUCGAGAUCCAGGAGCGGCUUGUGGGCGUUCCAGCGGAGUCAGUCGCAACUCAGCCUGUCCGGCGCAGGAGGAAAGGAGAAGAUGGCCCGUUCGGCGCUCUCGCUCCAGAUACCUGUAACUGGAUACGUAAACGGGAGCGGUUUUGUCAGCUCCAAUGGAAGCGGGCAGCAUCCUCUCGCGCAAACCGUGCCUGUCACCCCCCUCAAUGACUCUCCCGUUUCACCAUCACUCGAGGCAUCGCCGAUUCUUCCUUCCAGCCUCAAUGUCUCCUCUGCUACUCUUGUCUCCGCGCUCGUGGACGUCGACGUUGACGUCAGCGAAGGCAAAUACGAUAUCGAAGGUCAGACGCUCAAGUGGUACUACCCUGUACCAGCUCCUGGCACAGACCCCGUCACAUAUACCCUUCGCGUGCGCAGGCGGUUGGGGCCGAUUAAGCUGACUGUGCAAGAAGAGGAGACCCUCUGGCAGCAAUGUUGGAAUCCCGAGCAAGGGCCAUGUGCGGUCUCAUGA